CCUACUCCCCUUCUUGAGCCAUUUUAGCGCCUCCUCUUUUUCGCUCAAAGCUUUUGCAGCAAUCAAGCUCCCUCUUAAAAGAUGAGGAGAGAGAAACUGUGAGAGGGAUGGAUUGUUAGGGCAUGUGUUUGUUUUUGUUUUUGUCUUUGCUUCCUAUUUAACCCUACCUCUUCUCUGUGUUUACAUUCCACAUGCCCUUCCUUUCCCUUUUCCCUCACUUUCCCUGCCUUGGUCUUGGUUUCUUUUCCUUUCCUCGGGAUCUGAUCUCCCUAUAGAAAGUACUGUCUUCUUGACGUACAACAGCUGGAGUUCAGUUCAAUUCCCGAGGAUCACUUAUGUUCUGUGCCAUCUUUCUUGCUUGAUAUUUCCUUUGUUGAUCCUCUCGUUCAGUGUUUUUUUGUCUGGUUCAGUGGGCUUGGAAAAGUUAAAAGACAGUGACGAAAGCAAUAAUCUUAAAGUCUUUUGGCUUUAAGCUGGUUGGUGGAUACGAGGUUGGGUUCAAACGGAUCGGAGGAGUUGUAGAUUGGAUAGGAAGUGCUGUGAAAGAUUUUCAAGGUUUCGAGUUAUUGGGAGAAUAUCAUGAAUACCUUUUCACAUGUUCCUCCAGGCUUUAGAUUCCAUCCGACAGAUGAAGAACUUGUUGAUUAUUAUCUCAGAAAAAAGGUUGCUUCCAAAAGGAUUGAUCUAGAUGUCAUCAGAGAUGUUGAUCUUUACAAAAUUGAGCCGUGGGAUCUUCAAGAAUUAUGCAAGAUAGGAACUGAAGAGCAGAAUGAAUGGUAUUUCUUUAGCCAUAAAGAUAAGAAAUAUCCAACUGGAACUCGCACAAAUAGAGCUACAAAGGCAGGAUUCUGGAAAGCUACUGGAAGAGACAAGGCUAUUUACGCUAGGCACAGUCUAAUUGGCAUGAGAAAGACUUUAGUGUUUUAUAAAGGACGAGCCCCUAACGGACAAAAGUCAGAUUGGAUCAUGCAUGAGUAUCGACUAGAAACAAACGAAAAUGGAACUCCUCAGGAAGAAGGAUGGGUUGUAUGUAGAGUGUUCAAGAAGCGAAUGACGGCAAUGCAGAAAAUGGGCGAGUAUGACUCGCCAUGUAAUUGGUACGAUGAUCAAGUCUCAUUCAUGCCCGAACUUGAUUCCCCGAGGCGAGUUUCUCACCCUUUUGCAUCCUACAACCACCAUUAUCCCUGCAAGCAGGAGCCUGAGUUACAAUAUCAUACGUCUCAUCAUGAUGGUUUCCUCCAGCUCCCCCAACUAGAGAGCCCCAAACUUCCCCAGUCUGCAACCACCAGCGUUUGCUCAAUAGUUCCAAUAUAUGGCUUUGAUAUGAACACUGGAAGCGCCAUGCGGUCCUCAAACCUUACGCAAGAAGAGCGCAUGCAACAGUGCCAUCAACAAAACAUGAGCUCCUCAUUAUUUUACGGAAAUAACGUCGACCAGGCGGUGGACCAGGUGACUGAUUGGCGAGUCCUUGACAAAUUUGUUGCAUCUCAGCUCAGCCAUGACCAAGAUACCUCCAAGGAAAGAAAUUACUCCAAUGCAGUUGUCUUCAAUGUGGCAGAACAUAUGAAUAUGUUAUCAAACGACUCCAAAACUACCGAGGAAUAUGUCUGACAUAUAUCUGAGCGCGCCUCCUGCUGCCAUUCAUAAUGAUCUGUGGAUGGAUCAAGUGAAAACAUGAUGAUGCUAUACAUAAGAAUUAGAUGAUGCAUGAUACUAAUCAUAGGAAGUACGUACCAUUUGAAAGGAAAGAGGUAAUGAUCGAUCCUGCAUGCAGGUUUCUGUGUACAUAAUAAAACUAAAAUGGUAUUGCUUUAAUUAGCUAGACUUUGUUGCCCUUUGUGUUGAUUUGAUAUUACUGGGAAACUAAGUACGUACUAGACCAGACAUAUUAUACCUAGCUACGACAAAUAAAUUAGUGCUUCUAAGUCAUGAAACUACGGCCGAGAGCUGUUGCAACUAUCUCUCGGUGACUGUUGAAUAUUGUAAUUGAUCUUCCUAUUAUAUAUUACAGCUUCAUUUGGAUUUGAA
Messenger RNA from Juglans regia (Persian walnut), 2028 nucleotides. RefSeq names its product NAC domain-containing protein 7-like. Bases 580 to 1611 code for a protein of 343 amino acids. The record is from RefSeq and is a predicted model, not a curated record. Gene Ontology annotation, biological process: regulation of DNA-templated transcription. Gene Ontology annotation, molecular function: DNA binding. The transcript has 4 exons. NCBI's taxonomy places the organism in Eukaryota, Viridiplantae, Streptophyta, Magnoliopsida, Fagales, Juglandaceae.